AUGGAUGGAGGGGAAAGUGUCAGAUCUGGGAGGAGUGAAAGGUCAGAGAGGUCACAUCGGAGCCAUGGAAGUAAUCACCAUGGAAAUGGAGGAUAUCAACGCCAGUAUGCUAGACCACAGGCACCCUCACGCCCUGGAAGCAACAGAGCCAUGUCCAGAAAUCAAGGCCAUGACUAUGAAAGAGAAGAUCGGUCUGUCACUAUUAAAACACCAGGGCAAGAUGCAGACAUGGAGAGGGGAGGAGAAGAGGAGAGAAUAGAAGUACAGGUAAUACCACAGGAUGACAACUGGGGAGACAACACCACAGCCAUCACAGGAAACACCAGCGAGACGGGAUUCUCUACUGAAGACCUCACUAAGUUUGUGAUCAAGGAUGAUAGACAGGUUGGGGUUAACUGUGCCAGACAUGUUGGCACGGCCUUGACCAUCGGCCUGAGCGUCCUAGCCUUCCUAUCACCAAUUGCCAUGCUGCUGCUGCCAAAACUGAACAUUGUCCAGUUUCGGGAGGACAUCGAAGGUGCCUCGGAGUGUCGGCCCGAAUGUGAGGGACUGUUGAUCAGCUUUGCCUUCAAGCUGCUUGUCUUACUUGUAGGAGCUUUGGCUCUGUUUUUCAGGAAGCCUCGAGCGACCAUGCCCAGAGUGUUUGUAUUCCGAGCCAUCGUCUUGUUUCUGGUGUUUGUUCUCACAUUUGCCUUCUGGCUGUUCUAUGGGGUUCGAGUCUUCAAGGAGCAACAGGGCACUUAUGAGGGAAUUGUCACGUUUGCCCUGUCUCUGGUGGAUAGCCUUCUGUUUGUCCACUAUGUGGCCAUCAUCCUCCUGGAGAUCAGGCAGCUACAGCCUCAGUUUGCCAUCAAGGUUGUGAGGUCCCCAGAUGGGGAGUCCAAGGUGUACAGUGUUGGACUUCUCAGCAUCCAGAGGGCAGCCGUGCAUAUAUUGGAGCAGUACUAUACAGAUUUUGAAACAUACAACCCAUACUUGGAGAACGUCACCAAAAAACAUAGCAAGCACUCAAGCACAGCAUUUAAGGUGUAUGAUAUUGAUGGUAGUGCACCCAACCAGGCAGCCAAUCAUGGACACAACCGGGCAACAUUCCCUGGUUCAGCUGGGCGUCGUCGGGAAACUGGGCAUAAUGAUAGGUUUUACGAUGAACUGGAGUAUGAGAGGAAAGUGCGUAAACGCAAGGCACGACUUAUCGUGGCAGCUGAGGAAGCUUUCACUCACAUCAAGCGGAUGCAUGAUGAACAGACAGGUUCAGCCGUACCCAUGGACCCCAACGAAGCAGCAGCUGCCGUAUUCCCUUCACUGGCUAGAGCCUUACAGAAAUAUCUCCGGGUCACACGGCAGCAACCUCGCUAUACAAUGGACUCGGUUCUGAGCCACCUGGCCUGCUGUAUAUCUCACGAUAUGAGCCCUAGAGCAUUUGUAUCUCAGUACCUCUCUCAAGGUGCCGUCGUCUGCGGCAGCGAACAGGAAGUGAGGAGCACAGAGCAGUGGGUGCUGGCCUGUGACCAGCUGCUGACUCGGGAGUUGAACCACAAGACCCUCUUCCAGCUCAAGAAGGGACCAGUCUCCCUUCUGUGCUUUGUGACCAGAAUCCCGCAUUUUAGCCUCACAGAGGAGAUUGUGCAUCCAAAGUCCAACAAGUUUGUGCUGCGGCUGAACUCGGAGACCUCAGUUUGA
Molecule: messenger RNA, 1680 nt
Organism: Candidula unifasciata
Lineage: Eukaryota; Metazoa; Mollusca; Gastropoda; Stylommatophora; Geomitridae
Source: the annotation of a GenBank genome assembly